AUGACAGAAGAAGUAACAUACGCCAAUCUGAAGUUUGGAAACAGCCAUGAACUGGAUAAUAUCACAGAGCCUAAAGAUCCUACGGAACAAGGGCCUCCCACAUCGUCCCGCUCUUACUGGCAAGUAGUCCUGGUUUUGCUGGCGCUGUGCCUGGCGUUGCUGGUGGCGCUGGUGGCCCUGGCGGUUUUACUUUUCCAGAUUCCCAAGGACUACAGGACACAGCUUAGAAAUCUCAACGUGACAAAGAAUGAGCUGCAUGCAAAUUUCUCAAACAUGCUGCAAGCAAUAGGAAAUCAGCUGUGCCUGGAAGGGAGAAAAACCCUUAAAAAUAACGGCCAGAACUGCGUCCUCUGCCCUGCAAACUGGAAGUGGGAAGGCGGCGAGAAGUGUUACUACCGGUCUGAGGAAAGGAAGUCAUGGGAACAGAGUCACCGGUUUUGUUCCUCACAAAACUCCACUCUUCUUCUGAUAAAGGAGGCAGCGGAGCUGGAAUUGAUAAAAAUGAUUGCUGUACAAGCAUACUGGCUUGGACUGAAAUUUAGAGCUGAACAGAGAGGCUGGGUUUGGGCAGACAACACAGUUCUUACGCAUCAACAAAAGUCUUGGACAAGUUAUCUAGACUACUACUCAGACUGUGGAUAUUUUUAUCAUGGUAUCAUACAAAACAGAAAAUGUCAAGAAGAGCUUCCCUAUAUCUGUGAAAAGCCCGCCAUCCAAUUACGGCGAGGUAGCCAUCGGCAGGAGGACUGGUUUGUCAGACUGUCAUGA
This is a messenger RNA of Tauraco erythrolophus (red-crested turaco), 768 nucleotides long. The record is from RefSeq and is a predicted model, not a curated record. NCBI's taxonomy places the organism in Eukaryota, Metazoa, Chordata, Aves, Musophagiformes, Musophagidae.